This is a messenger RNA of Rattus norvegicus (Norway rat), 195 nucleotides long. RefSeq names its product keratin-associated protein 20-2-like. The record is from RefSeq and is a predicted model, not a curated record. NCBI's taxonomy places the organism in Eukaryota, Metazoa, Chordata, Mammalia, Rodentia, Muridae.
AUGUGCUACUACGGCAGCUACUAUGGAGGCCUGGGCUAUGGCUAUGGUGGCCUAGGCUGUGGCUAUGGUUGUGGCUGUGGCUGUGGCUAUGGCUGUGGCUAUGGCUGUGGCUAUGGCUGUGGCUAUGGUGGCUAUGGUUAUGGCUGUUGCCGCCCACUGUGCUGUAGAAGAUACUGGUCCUGUGGCAUCUAUUGA